Molecule: messenger RNA, 1607 nt
Organism: Aptenodytes forsteri (emperor penguin)
Lineage: Eukaryota; Metazoa; Chordata; Aves; Sphenisciformes; Spheniscidae
Product: selenium-binding protein 1
Exons: 7
Molecular function (GO): selenium binding
Source: RefSeq, a predicted model, not a curated record
GUGGAUUUAUUGUGCUGGAUGGAGAGACCUUUGAGCUGAAGGGGAACUGGGAAAACGAGUGUGAGGCCCCCCCCACUGGAUACGACUUCUGGUACCAGCCACGCCACAAUGUUCUGAUCAGCUCUGCCGGAUUAGUCCCAAAACGUGCGGGACGUGGAUUUAAUCCCGACGACUUGAAGAAAGGGGUCUUUGGGCGCCGCCUGAACGUGUGGAACUUGUCCUGCCGCACCCUCACCCAGUGCUUUGACCUGGGGGAGGACUCUUUGCCCCUGAGUGUUAAAUUCCUCCACAACCCCGAUGCUGCUGAGGGAUACGUCAGCUGUGCCCUGAGUGGCAUCGUCUACCGCUUCUACAAGUGCGAGAGAGACAACUGGGCAGUAGAAGAGGUGAUUCGGAUACCGGCCAAGGACGUGACGGGAUGGAUUAUGCCCAAGAUGCCAGCCUUCACAGUCGACCUCAUCAUCUCAACGGAUGACAAGUACCUGUAUCUCAGCAACUGGCUGCACGGAGACAUCCGCCAAUACGAGCUCUCCAAAACCUGCAAGCCCAGGCUGGUGGGACAGGUGUUUGUGGGAGGCAGUAUCCUCAGAGGCGGACCCGUGACUGUGUGUAGAGACGAAGAGCUGAAGUGCCAGCCGGAGCCCUUGGUGAUCAAGUGCAAGAGAGUGUACGGCGGCCCUAGUAAACUGCAGCUCAGCCUGGAUGGCAAGAGGCUGUACGUCACCAACUCCUUCUACAGCACGUGGGACAAGCAGUUCUACCCGACCGUGGUCAAGGAAGGCUCGGUCAUGCUGCAGAUCGACGUGGACACUGAGAAAGGAGGCCUGACCGUGAACAAGAACUUCCUGGUGGAUUUUGGAAAGGAACCCAAUGGGCCUUGCCUUGCCCAUGACAUCCACUUCCGUAGUGGGGAUUCCACCUCCGACAUCUUGGCCUAGGCGCCAUGUGGAAGACUCCCUUCUUCUCUCUCUCUUCUGUAGUGCAGCCAUUAAGAAAGAGCGUAGGGUAAUUGGGUUUGGGGGUCCCCGUUCAUUGCUGGAGUCUUGAUUUCUGCUAACCUGAGCUACGGAAGCUCUGCCUUUUUGCGAGGGUUUGGUUCAGGCAGACCAGUGGACACAUGGCAUGUUUUCAGUGCAAAGCAACCCCUGGGCGUGGUUCGCAGAGCAGAGCCCAGGGCAGUUGCUCAAAUGCAGAGAUGUGCAGUACGCACAGUGCCUUUGGGCAGAUACCUGCAUACCCACCGUGCCUCGCUUCAUUGCUACAGGCCUGUCGGACACCUGCCUUGAUGUCCCCGGCCUGUUAGCUAUUGCUGUCUAGUACCGGGGCCGGUAGCAAGGUGUUGAACUCUCAGUUACGAUUCAGCGCUUGUUCACCCUUGAAAACUAAGGCAAAAGAAAGUGAAGUGCCCAGUUCGCCUGAGUUACUGUUCUUCAGCCGGGUCGUUCCUGGAUAGUCUUCCCCUGGCACGAGAGCCCUCUUGGCUCCCUUCUCACGUGCUUGGGUCGGUACGCGUCACAGCUGAAGGAGUAUGAAGUGCUUUAUUUUGAAAAGAAGUGCCUGUUUCCCGACACUGGUUUGCUCUUAUGUUCUGCUUUAAACAAGAAUAA